AUGGCGUCGUGGGAACCGGCAAGCUCGGAGCAUGAAGUGUUGUUGAGGCGUGGAUUAUUACACCCUCUAGGAGUUUCAUUUCUAGCAAUCAUGCAAAAAGCAUGCACCAAAGCUCAGGCCAAUGGAGGACUUAUAGGAUCGACGACGAGAAGGAUUGCCAGGUUCACUGCGCCAGCUCUUCCAUUUAUCCACGCAGUGCAAUACGAAUGGCUAGUAGUGCUCGCGUUUCUUGAUGAUCAUAUCAGAGUUGUCGCCAGCAUUUUAAAAAACAGAUACCCCUCAUCGACAUAUCUGUUCAGAAAGAUUGACAGGCUUGUUGAUAUCGUAGUAGUUCUUCCAGAAAGGCUUGAUGACACCAUGAGUAACUUUCCAGUGAUUAUACAGCGGAUUCCAUUGCUCGAUAGUGCACUCACCACUCUGAUUUCGUGCAUAAACCUUAUACUAUCGAUCUUCACUCACUGGAGAAUUUCCUAUUAUACGAGGGAGAAGGAUAUAACGGUUGAUGUAAGUUUUGACAACUUCAGUGAUGGCUCGGAUAGAAUGGUACAGCUGAAUACUGAUCAGUUUAAAGAAGAAGUGAAGGAGGCAAAAGCAGGAAUGAAGGGCAGUUACAAAGAUGUUUACGAAAGGGGAAAAAGGGAACUACUCUUUGGGAAGAAAAGAGAGAAUGCAAAUGAUCAAGAUUUGCUUGAAAGUUAUUAUAGCACAGAAGAAGCUUUAGAAUGCGACGACAAUGCAGGAACUGGAAGUGAUGAUAACAUUGUAGUAUCCGAAGAUCCGAUCAUGGAAUUAUUCGAUACAAGCUGGCACAUGAACCCCGCGAAAGCAGGCUCGUUGCCUGCAGGUUCUUUCCCAUUCACAUGA
Molecule: messenger RNA, 864 nt
Organism: Daucus carota subsp. sativus
Lineage: Eukaryota; Viridiplantae; Streptophyta; Magnoliopsida; Apiales; Apiaceae
Exons: 2
Coding region: 1-864 (287 amino acids)
Source: RefSeq, a predicted model, not a curated record